Molecule: messenger RNA, 1587 nt
Organism: Cavia porcellus (domestic guinea pig)
Lineage: Eukaryota; Metazoa; Chordata; Mammalia; Rodentia; Caviidae
Gene: Tomm40
Product: translocase of outer mitochondrial membrane 40
Exons: 10
Coding region: 135-1220 (361 amino acids)
Biological process (GO): protein import into mitochondrial matrix
Cellular component (GO): mitochondrial outer membrane translocase complex; mitochondrial outer membrane
Molecular function (GO): transmembrane protein transporter activity
Source: RefSeq, a predicted model, not a curated record
CAGGGCACAUUGAACCAAUAGGUUAGACGGGGCGGAGCGACGGUGGCGCCGGCGGCAGCAGUGGAUUAGGUUGCGCGCUGCGCACGGGGUGGGAGCGGAGCCCAGGUUGGGAGCAGGCGCCACAGCCAGCCACCAUGGGGAACGUGUUGGCCGCUAGCUCUCCGCCCGCAGGCCCGCCGCCGCCGCCUGCGCCAGCCCUCGUGGGGCUGCCGCCGCCUCCGCCUUCGCCGCCGGGCUUUACGCUGCCGUCUCUCGGGGGUGGACUGGGCGCUGGAGCCGGCGCGGGCCGAGGUUCAGACCGGACACCCGGGACUGCAGCCUCCAGCGCUGCAGGGGCCGCUGAUGACGGGGCCUGCGGUUGCCUGCCCAACCCGGGCACGUUCGAGGAGUGCCACAGGAAGUGCAAGGAGCUGUUUCCUAUUCAGAUGGAGGGCGUCAAACUUACUGUCAACAAAGGGUUAAGUAACCAUUUCCAGGUGAACCACACAGUAGCUCUCAGCACAAUCGGCGAGUCCACCUACCACUUCGGGGUCACGUACGUGGGGACAAAACAGCUGAGUCCCACAGAGGCCUUCCCGGUGUUGGUGGGUGAUAUGGACAACAGCGGCAGCCUCAACGCCCAGAUCAUUCACCAGCUGGGCCCUGGCCUCAGGUCCAAGAUGGCCAUCCAGACGCAGCAGUCGAAGUUUGUGAACUGGCAGGUGGACGGGGAGUACCGGGGUUCGGACUUCACUGCUGCCGUCACCCUGGGGAACCCUGAUGUCUUGGUGGGUUCAGGAAUCCUCGUGGCCCACUACCUCCAGAGCAUCACACCAUGUCUGGCCCUGGGCGGAGAACUGGUCUACCACCGGCGACCCGGAGAGGAGGGCACCGUCAUGUCUCUAGCUGGGAAAUAUACACGAAACAAUUGGCUGGCAACAGUGACACUAGGCCAGGCGGGCAUGCACGCAACGUACUACCACAAAGCCAGCGACCAGCUGCAGGUGGGUGUGGAGUUCGAAGCCAGCACGAGGAUGCAGGAUACCAGUGUCUCCUUCGGGUACCAGCUGGACCUGCCCAAGGCCAACCUCCUCUUCAAAGGCUCGGUAGACAGCAACUGGAUCGUGGGAGCCACGCUGGAGAAGAAGCUGCCGCCACUGCCCCUGACGCUGGCGCUCGGGGCCUUCCUGAACCACCGCAAGAACAAGUUUCAGUGCGGCUUCGGGCUUACCAUCGGCUGAGCCUGCGCCCCCAGAUCCUGCCUCCGCCCCCUCCACAAGGAGGGCGCCCUGGCCCCCCUCCUUUCCCUCCCUCCUGGGGGUCGGGGGCAGCGGAAAGGAGGGGGCCACCACCCCGCAGCUGAGGAGGGGGUCCUGGGACCGAGGGUUCUGAGCGCAAGGGGCCGGGAGCCCACUGGGCCUGGGUGCUCGAGGGGAAGCGGAGUCCAGGAGCACGGACUGCGCCGGGUACGGGCGGCAGCAGCACAACCUCAGGAAGGAGUGGCGUGGUGACCCGCAGAGCCGCUGGGCUGCCAGAGGAGCGCCCUGCCGUCGGCCCGUCCCGCCCGCUCUCCCUCUACCCCUCGGUAUAAAUCAUGUUUAUAAGUUA